Molecule: messenger RNA, 1152 nt
Organism: Prunus armeniaca (apricot)
Lineage: Eukaryota; Viridiplantae; Streptophyta; Magnoliopsida; Rosales; Rosaceae
Source: the annotation of a GenBank genome assembly
AUGGCAAGUUUUUUUAGCAGAAUUUCCACAUUCAGGAUUUUUCUUCUAUGUUCACUCUGUUUCUCAGAUUUUGGUUUCCUGCAAGGAGUUUCAUCACUUGGUAUCAAUUAUGGCCAACUUGGCAACAAUUUGCUGCCACCAGAGAAAGUCCUGGACCUCUUGAGCUCUCUUAGGAUCACGAAAGCACGAAUUUACGACACGAAUCCUCAGGUACUCACAGCAUUUGCAAAUUCUGGUGUUGAGCUAAUGGUGACCAUUGAGAAUUCAAUGCUAGGCCAAUUAAGUAACCCCCAAGCAGCCUUCCAAUGGGUUACCUCCCACAUCAAGCCUUAUGUUCCAGCCACAAAAAUCACCAGCAUUGCUGUGGGCAAUGAGGUCUUCACAGAUGAUGACACAACAGUUCUACUAUCCAAUCUGGUUCCAGCCAUGGUCAGCAUUCAAGGGGCUCUAGCUCAGCUAGGCCUUGACCAAUACAUCAAACUCUCAACCCCUUGUUCUUUGGCUGUGCUUCAAGAAUCUUAUCCGCCUUCGGCAGGUAGCUUCAAAACUGAGGUCUCUGGGGUUAUGUCACAAUUGUUACAGUUCCUUCAGACCACAAAGGCACCUUUCUGGAUCAAUGCCUAUCCAUAUUUUGCAUACAAAGGUGACCCAAGUAGAGUCUCUUUGGACUAUGUGCUUUUCAACCCCAAUCAAGGAAUGGUUGAUCCUUUUACCAAACUACACUACGACAACAUGUUGUAUGCUCAAGUUGAUGCAGCCAUUUAUGCCAUGGCUAGGCUGGGAUUCAAUGGCAUUGAGGUUAAGGUCUCCGAGACUGGCUGGCCAUCCAACGGGGACGAAAAUGAAAUCGGUGCAACUUUGCAGAACGCCGCAAUUUACAAUAGAAAUCUGUUGAGGAGGCAGCUGCAAAAUGAAGGCACGCCUUUGAGGCCUAAACUGAGGCUGGAAGUCUAUGUGUUUGCUCUGUUCAAUGAGAACAUGAAGCCGGGGCCGAGUUCCGAAAGGAACUAUGGCCUGUUUCACCCUGAUGGCACCAUGGCUUAUAAUGUUGGGUUGUCUUCCUUGUCAACUACUAAUUCAGCCAGAACUCCAUCCACAACAACCUCAUCAGUCUCUGAUUUUACUUCCUCUGCUACAAAGGUAAAAUCAUAG